GUGACAUUCAGAGAAAAACUUAGAGGUGAACUGAGGUGGCGGACUAUAAACAUUUAAGGAGGUGCAACUUCAUCAGUUUAACAGCAAAUAAAGCCAAAGAAAAACAGCAGAAAAAGGCGAAGGGUGUGGACUUGGACUUCAAAGACAAAUUUAAUUUAGGAACGAGAAUGUGGGAUGUAACGGAUCAGCGGUUAGAUUGAUAAGAGAGUUGUAACGUCCCAAGAAAGGAUUAUUUGAACGUGCCUGAAUAGUUAAAACAAACUGAGGACAGGAAGCAUCAUGUCUCCUUCACAACUUAUGAUUGCACUCCUGUGUUUUCUACCUUUGGCAGCCAGUUUGCACUGUUACACCUGUGUAUUUCCAGCCAUCUCUCCUCUCGACUGCUUUAAGUUUCCUCAGGAGUGUCCAGCCGGACAGCGCUGCCUGUCCAGUACUGCGAUGGGGAGACGGGGCGCUCUACAGAUAACGAUGUACGAGAAGAGCUGUGCCAUCCAGUCUCAGUGUGGUGUGAGCGGACAGAAAUACGCCUCAGGCCUUUACUUCAACUACACCAACGUGUGCUGUGACACUGACCUGUGCAACGGAGCCGAGUCCUUUGCUGCCCUCAGCUGGAGAGCAGCGGCUCUCAGCCUGCUGCCGGCGCUCGCUCUGCUGCUGGCCUGAACCUCGGAGGAGAAGGCGGCGGAGGUCUGGACGAGUUCAUGCUUAACUCUGAAUAUGUAGGUGACCUGGGAAAGAAGAAAACUCACAGGCACAUGAGCAUGCAGCCAUAAGACAACACGCUUUCUAAUAUUCCUGUUUUAAUAAAUAAUUAACAGGCCCUGUAUUCUGAUGUGAUUUUCAAAGGCCAAUAUUAGCACAUAUUUUCUAACACUUAUCUUCUAAACAAAGCCAUGAAUUAGUAAGACUAAAUUAAAACAAACUAUUUGACAGCUGUGCAGAAAUAUCAAAAUAUAUACUUAUAUACUACUAAUAAAUAUAUACUAGUGAUGAAGCAAUCUCACCUUAACUUCCACUUCGGUGCAGCUCUGGAUCUUUCAGUCAUAUCAUAUCAUACAACAACGUGAAUUGAGUUGUCGACUGCUUUGAAACUCAAAAUGCAUGCUGUUUUGUUCUGGCAUCUAUCAUUUUAACUUCAAUCUCCAUUAUGACAAUGACCCAGUUAUGAAACUAUUAAAACUUAGGCUAAAUAAACACUGAAGAGAUGCCUUUUUUGCAGUUCUGCUGUAUUUCAUAUGCAUUUUCUGUGUAUGUACAGAAAUUUGUUUUUGCAUUGUUGUUUACAAUCAUUGCUGUCGAAGCUCUGAACCUACAGCUUGUACAGACAGGAAUGUUUUCAUUUAACUCUUCUUUUAACAUCUUCUUGAUCACGUUGUUACCGUCCAUAAUAAGUAAAUAAACAUCACUGCAUCAUUAUAAAGAUAUUUUUUAUUGGGAUAUUAAUAAAAGUGUUUUUGUAGGGGCUUAAAAGUACAAAAUACAUUUCAGUUGUGCUAUUAGUUUGAUUGUCUUCAUGGUAUAUUUCUACUGGUUUAGUGUCCACACCAUUGUUUGUUUUGAUCCUGUGGACUUUUAAGUGCAACUGCAGUGCUGCUAAAAAUGAAAUACUUGUAGGAGAACAGAGGGUAAAAAGGGGUAAAAAAAAAAAAAAAAAAAGAAAAAAGAAAAAAAAAGCACAAUAUGGGUUCAAUAAGAAAGAAA
Molecule: messenger RNA, 1701 nt
Organism: Plectropomus leopardus (leopard coralgrouper)
Lineage: Eukaryota; Metazoa; Chordata; Actinopteri; Perciformes; Serranidae
Product: prostate stem cell antigen-like
Source: RefSeq, a predicted model, not a curated record